CGUUUUCCCUUAAAAACACAAAAAAAAACCCAAAAAAACUAAGAAAAAAAAUAAAAAUGGCGAGAAUCACCUUGUCAUUCUGCUUUGCCUUCAUUGUUGCAUCGGGAGCGAUCUUUGAAGCAACGGGGACCUUUUUCUUCUUGCCGCAUUACCUGAAAAAACUGCCGAGAUACUCACGAGACGUCGAGCCAUUCGCUUUCAGCGGGAUGGCGAAGUACAUGCAGAGCCUUCAGAAGGGGUGUCCUUCAACCUCGGAGUUCAACACUUUCUUCUCCAAGCUCCAAGAUUACAUGAGCACCUUGAACUCGGCUUCUUCCAUGUCUGGUUCGGCGAACUCCAAGGCCUUCGAGUCUCAGAUGAAAGGGAAGGCUGAAGGGCUUUACUCUGCAAUGUCUCAAUUGUCUAGUGGCAAGUCCGGUUCGGCAGAAGCGGCGAAGAUGAUUGAGAUGGCGCAAAACUUGGGGAAGACAUUGAUGGAGCAGAGGAGGAGUGGUUCUACGACGUUGUCGGUUGAGCAACAGCAAGCGAUUCAGAGCUCAAUUACAAAAUGGGCUCAAGGAAUUGGUCAGUUCGUGAACGCUGCUGCUCAGAAGAACGGUGGAGGUUCCAUUGAUUUCUCUGCUGCUUUCGGCGGUGGCGGCUCAACCGGCGGUUCAUCAGCCUCUGGUGCUGGAAGUGAAAGUUCCGACAGCUCCGCCGCUGCCGCUGGAAGUGGAAGUUCCGCAGGUGGUGCUACUGCUUCUGGUGGAAGCUCUGACGAGAACUCCUCUGGCGAUGCAAGUGGAAGCGAAGAUAGCUCCUCCGCCAUUGGAGGUGGUAGUGUCGCAGCAGGUGCUUCCGGUGGAAGCUCUGAGGAAAGCACCUCUGGUGGUGCAAGUGGUAGUGCCGACAGCUCCUCCGCCGCUGAAAGCGAAAGUUCCGCAGGUGGUGCUUCCGGUGGAAGCUCCGACGACAGUUCCUCCGCCUCUGGUGCUGCAGGUGGAAGCUCCGAAGAUAGCUCCGCCGCUGCUGAAAGCGGAAGUUCCGCAGGUGGUGCUUCCAGUGGAAGGUCCGGCGAUAGCUCCGCCGCCUCUGGUGCUGCGGGUGGAAGCUCCGAAGACACCUCCGCCGCCGCUGGAAGCGGCAGUUCCGCCGGUCCGCCUCUGGUGCUGCGGGUGGAAGCUCCGAAGAAGACAGUUCCGCGGCUGCUGGAAGCGGAAGUUCCACUGGAGGUGCUUCCGGUGGAAGCUCCUCCGUCUCAGGUGCUGCAGGUGGAAGCUCCGAAGACACCUCAGCCGCCGCUGGAAGCGGAAGUUCCGCCGGAGGUGCUUCCGGUGGAAACUCAGACAGUGGCUCUUCCGGCGCUGGAAGUGGAAGUUCCGACAGUUCCUCCGCCUCUGGAAGUGAAAGCUCUGCAGGAGGUGCUGCAUCCGGAGAGAGUUCGGCAGGAGGUUCUUCCGACAGCAGCUCCUCCGCCAUGGGAGGUGGAGGCUCCUCAGCAGUUUCGCCCACAGGCUCCGCCUCUGGUGAAAGCUCAUCCUCUGGCUCCGCCUCCGGCUCAAGCUCAAUGA
Tarenaya hassleriana is the source of this 1550-nucleotide messenger RNA. Its product is annotated as keratin, type I cytoskeletal 9-like. Lineage: Eukaryota; Viridiplantae; Streptophyta; Magnoliopsida; Brassicales; Cleomaceae. The transcript is spliced from 2 exons. The record is from RefSeq and is a predicted model, not a curated record. The coding region runs from base 57 to 1550 and encodes 497 amino acids.